CUUCAAUCUCACUAAUCUCCUUUUUCAACAUUCAACUCCAAUAUCCCUCGCCGGGAAACCAAAAAAAUCUAGGGUUUGUUGUUCACCGGACUAACGCCGACCAUGGCUAUGCACGCUGGAGUAGGCUUAACAAAGAUCGUGUUCAUCGUCGGAGCAGGGUAUACUGGUACUUUGUUGUUUAAAAACGGAAAAUUAUCGGAUGUGAUAGGCGAGCUUCAGAAUUUGGUCAAAAGUUAUGAAAAGACGGGGGAAUCAGAUGGUGGAGACUCGGAUGUCAUUGCUGCACAGGUUCGUAGAUUGGCAAUGGAGGUUCGGCAAUUGGCUUCGGCACGAUCAAUUACUGUUCUUAAUGGAAGUUCUAGUGGUAACUGGACAUCUCUGGUAAUGCCAGCCGCUGCAGCAGGUGCCUUGGGUUAUGGAUACAUGUGGUGGAAGGGUUUGUCAUUCUCUGACCUUAUGUAUGUAACAAAAAAGAAUAUGGCAACUGCUGUCUCAAAUCUGACAAAACAUCUUGAUAAUGUCUCAGAGGCCCUUGCUGCUACAAAGAGGCACUUAACGCAGCGAAUUGAGAAUGUGGAUGGAAAAUUGGAUGAGCAAAUGGAGAUGUCAAAACUGAUUAGGAGUGAGGUUAAUGAUGUGCAUGGCGAUCUGUCCCAGAUUGGUUUUGAUCUGGAUCAACUAAACAGGAUGGUUUCUGGUCUGGAUGGCAAGUUACUUUCUUUGGAAGGCAAGCAGGACCUUGCAAAUGCUGGUGUUAUGUACCUGUGUAAUUUUAUCAAUGGAAAAACGGUGAAGAUGCCUGAGACACUGCAGGAACAACUUAAAAUUGUGGGCAACUCUACACCUACUCUGAUGGGCCUUAAAGAACUUGUGGAUGCCUUACCAGAAGUAAACAGCAAGAGACUUAUUACAGAUGGCACUACUCAAGAUGGUAUUGAUAAAUUGAAAGAGCCACCUAGACCCCUGUUGAGGACUGCCUCUACCAAGUGCUGAUUAAGGGAAAUAUGUGAAUUUCUCGUUUUGUUAUUUCUUUUUACCUUUUGAUGUGAUAUAUGAAGGCACAACAUAUGAAACAAGGGCGGGUGAUGAUUUUUUUUUGUAAUGAAUAGCAAUCUAUCAGAUUGCUUUUCUGGGUUUGUUAUGAUAUGAACUUGUCCUAUGCUAUUUUUUCACCCAUGUUAGUAAUUAUACUCGCAGAAAUUUGUACAUGCUAAAAUAAGUACACGCCAGUGAAUGGAAGAAUACUGCAAUGCUAUGUUCUUUUUACCGUUU
Molecule: messenger RNA, 1272 nt
Organism: Solanum lycopersicum (tomato)
Lineage: Eukaryota; Viridiplantae; Streptophyta; Magnoliopsida; Solanales; Solanaceae
Source: RefSeq, a predicted model, not a curated record